UCUAGCGUGAAACUAGAAUACGAAAAAAAAAUUUAAAUUUUCAUCUGGUUAAAAACAUAAAAAUUUUCAGUGGUACUCGUGAGUAGCGGAGAUGACAUAUAAAAAGUUGCUGUUUGUGUGUCUGGGCAACUCGUGUAGCUCUCCCAUGGCCGAAACCAUUAUGCAGAACCUAAUGACCAAGACCAGUUUGUACUGGGAAAUUGAUAGUGCGGGUCUACGGACUUGGAAUAUUGGUCGCAGGCCACAUAAACGCUGUCGUCAGAUUCUUCAGGAGCACGGACUCCGCACCGAUCACUUUUGUCGUCUAUUCACUGUUCAGGACUUUCGGUACUUUGACGUCAUCAUCGCUAUGGACAUGCAUUGUUACAAGGAGCUUCUGCUCUGGGCCGGGCUUAAUCGCAACGGACGGCACUGUGAGGUGCAGAUGCUAGGCUGGUACGGCGGCAACGGCCAAGGUGCACUCAUUCACGAGCUGUCGCCGACGAACAAGCUGAAAAUCUUUCGCGAUGCCUUUUAUCAGAUUAAAGAUUGCUGCAAGCAGUUCAUUUUGAAUCAGCAGGUGCACAUUGUCCAGUACGAUCUGCCCAGCACGGAAGAAGAUGGGCAGCCUCCGCAAGACCUACGGCAGCUGGAGCUAGAGGAUAAGCUCCAAAAGUCAGAGUCGCCUGCUAAUGAGUAUACCAAGACAGAGCGCAAACAAAUAUCCGCCAAGAAGCUCAAGAAGUCCAAAAAACUAUGCAAGAAAUGCGGCGAUAAUUUCGUGUCGAAGCUUUGACGCUUGUCUUGGCCUUGGCUGCUAUAAUAUUUUAUAGAUUUUGUGUCCAUUGUGAGGUGUCUUGUUGGACAAUAAAAGCAUAGAGGCAGUUAAUACGACAUGAA
This is a messenger RNA of Scaptodrosophila lebanonensis, 879 nucleotides long. RefSeq names its product low molecular weight phosphotyrosine protein phosphatase. Gene Ontology annotation, biological process: protein dephosphorylation. The record is from RefSeq and is a predicted model, not a curated record. NCBI's taxonomy places the organism in Eukaryota, Metazoa, Arthropoda, Insecta, Diptera, Drosophilidae. The transcript is spliced from 4 exons. The coding region runs from base 92 to 775 and encodes 227 amino acids. Gene Ontology annotation, molecular function: protein tyrosine phosphatase activity.